AUGUUUGCACCGAUAUACCGACCCGUAAGAGGGAAGCCUACAUUUUCUUCCAAACGCAGCCAAGUCCGAAAACGCAAGCGUGAGGCAGACAAUGAAGACUCUACCGACGAUGAGAUUAUCGACCUCAAAUCCUCGCCCCCACCAGUAAGCGCACCAGGACCACCACAACCAGCUUAUCACCAUGCCAUAAACAGGACAGAUCCAUACCACGUAGCUGGACUCAGUCGAGAAGAUGCGCUACCACCUGCGCCGUUCCCACAUGCUGCUACGAAAGCCAUCAAGCAACUGCCCUCGAUUGAAGAGGAAUUUGAUAACUUGAAUCCGCCACUCUACGUGCCCAAGGUUGCGGCCGAGGAUCAAAGUCAGUCGCUGAAACGUCGACACAUCGACAAUCUGACGACUUUACUGCAUACAUGUACGCUACGAGGGGACUGGGAGCGGGCAUCUCGAGCAUGGGGCCUUUUGCUCCGCACUGAAGUGGCAGGCAGAGGCAUGGAUGUUAGGCAGCAAGGACGGUGGGGUAUCGGUGCUGAGUUGCUUAUGCGGCGCAAAGCUGCGUCGGAUCAGCAGACGAAGCCCUCCGUCAGCAGUACUGUUCCCGAAGAUGAAGAUUUCAUCCAGGAGAGCGAUACAGUAAACCAACCUUUCUCAGACGAAGGCUUUAGAUUGGCUCGGGAGUACUAUGAGCGCCUGAUUCUGCAGUACCCGUAUACUCAGUACACACGCCACACCAUCAACGCUCAGGUCUUCUAUCCGGCUCUGCUAAAUGUAUGGGUGUACGAGGUACAACACCGAUCGAAACGACGCCGGAAGCUAACUGCAGAGCAAGACCAAUCUCUUGUCAGCUCGAGUCAAGCCUCUGACGACGGCUCACACAGCAGUGACCGACGACAUGUUCACGAAGCGCGAAGACAGGAGCUUGAGGAAGCACUUCCCAUUGCUCGGCGGAUGGACGAGCUCAUGGUCAGUCCACCUUACGACAGCAGCGUGGCUCUGCUCCACCUGCGAGGCAUGGUAGGGCUUUGGGUAGCGGAUCUUCAUGCUAGCAUAGCCAACGCUGCUGAGACGGAAGAAGAGUCCAGCGAUUACGGUGUGGACGGCGAUUUUGACUCUGCUGAGGCACAGCGGUGUCGUGAUCGCUCUGAUGCUGAGCGUCGAAAAGCACUCGUCUGGUUGAGGAAAGCUAAGGCCGCUGGUAGUCGGCUGCCGAACACUGUGGACACGUUGCUUGACGCUGAUGACAGAGGCGGAUUAGAGUAA
Messenger RNA from Recurvomyces mirabilis, 1260 nucleotides. RefSeq lists its product as uncharacterized. The record is from RefSeq and is a predicted model, not a curated record. Gene Ontology annotation, biological process: nucleolar large rRNA transcription by RNA polymerase I; transcription initiation at RNA polymerase I promoter. NCBI's taxonomy places the organism in Eukaryota, Fungi, Ascomycota, Dothideomycetes, Mycosphaerellales, Teratosphaeriaceae. The transcript has 2 exons. Gene Ontology annotation, cellular component: RNA polymerase I core factor complex. Gene Ontology annotation, molecular function: RNA polymerase I core promoter sequence-specific DNA binding; RNA polymerase I general transcription initiation factor activity; TBP-class protein binding. Bases 1 to 1260 code for a protein of 419 amino acids.